This is a messenger RNA of Armigeres subalbatus, 6260 nucleotides long. RefSeq names its product anaphase-promoting complex subunit 1 (gene shtd). NCBI's taxonomy places the organism in Eukaryota, Metazoa, Arthropoda, Insecta, Diptera, Culicidae. The record is from RefSeq and is a predicted model, not a curated record. Gene Ontology annotation, cellular component: anaphase-promoting complex. The coding region runs from base 255 to 6101 and encodes 1948 amino acids. Gene Ontology annotation, molecular function: molecular adaptor activity. The transcript is spliced from 7 exons. Gene Ontology annotation, biological process: metaphase/anaphase transition of mitotic cell cycle; anaphase-promoting complex-dependent catabolic process; protein K11-linked ubiquitination.
CGUUUUUUGGAGCGUCCAUCGUACCUCUCGCCCUCUCCAUGCAUGCGAGUGGAAGCGCUUGUGUUGAAAAGAACCAAUUUUGCCGGUUCCUCUAUCGGAAUAUUACCGAUUAGCAGCCGGAAUUGCACGGAACCUAAGGUAGCUCAAUAUUUAGAAGGUUCUGUAGCAGUGUCGUUUGAGUUUUGUGUUUGUUAUGUACACCCAUCGGAGCGGUGCUCAAAAAUUUUGCAAAUCUGGAUGAGUACAGCGAAAUAAUGAUAACCGCCUCGGAACCUUUGGAAUUUAUUCCUCGGGGUCGUCAGGCGGUGAAUGGGCACCCGGGCCCUCUGGUGCUGAAGAAGCCCGUCUCGGUUCCGUCCGACUUUAUUCUGCUCCAGCGGAUGCAGGAUGUGAAUAUUUCCCUCGACGACAGCCCCGUAGAGUUUUACCAAAUCUGUGAGACCUACAACGAGCUGGAGGAUGCCAGUGACAGCCCCGGUUUCCUGCGCGAGGCCGAGUUCAAUACGGAGGAAGAGCUGUACGUGAAGGGUAAUACGGCUGUUUGGACAACCGGACUGAGCAGUGAGGAGGCCGCACCACAUACGUGCCUGACCUGCGAAAAUCCUAUCAAAUUUGCCUUCUUUAGCCCGCGUAGUUUUGUAGCGCCGGAGGGGAAAGAAAAGCAGAAAAAGGGUAAACAGAGGAGCUCGAAAAAAGAUCAGCAAUCAAAAUCAGCCGUGUGCUUAAUGGACGGCUCAUCUUUGAAGGUUUACUGUAGCAGUGGUGAAAAUUUUGUUACCAGUAUCGAAUGUCCGAUUUCUAACGUAUGGAUCUCAAGUCACGGCAUUCUGCUGGAGAAGGAACCGUCGAAUGCUUUGAUAGAUACCCAUUCCAUUCCUAUGCCACGAUUGUUCUCUCUUACGCAUCCGCUCGAUGAAAUGUGUCCGGUUCUAAUAAAAAUGAACAACACAACGUCCUACCUGACCGAAGCAGAAUACCGAGUUGUGUUCUCCUGCGAGGAGAACAAAUUGGUUUUGAUGUUUGACGAAAAACUUGGGAAGCACUUUGUCUGUUUCUUACGAAAGGCUACUGAUGAAGAGAAGAACGACAUAGGUUGUGGAAGUGAUAGUGUGUCGUUAUCGAAUACCGUAUUCAAUCUUACAGGACAUAUGUCUCACCAGGGAAUGACAACCCAGCCAACGGCUGCGACACCCCAGUCGUUCUACAAGAAUUCAUUACUAGCACGCCACAGUGCAUCUAAGUUAGGGCAAAUGAGUUUUGGAGCAACCCAAGGCAGCCCUUAUGUCAGUAAUUUGCAGCUUGGCCAAGUAGGCUCGUUCAAUCUCAAUGCAACCGGGGUAUCGGGUGCCACUAAUCGAAGUCACUUACAUCCGCAUGCCACAACUGCUACGACGCCGUUGUCAAGGCUGCAAUCGACACUGGGUGGAUCCGUUUCCCUCAUGGACGUUAGAAAGAUGGGCCAAGCGGAACCAUCAAAACCGAUAGUACCGGAAUAUUGCCUGGAGCAUGUUUGGACCGACAACAUUGGUCAAUGGAAGGAAUUCCCGGAAAUAGCGUCGAAAGGUUUCAUACAUGUCGAUUUAGUUGGUGACGCAUAUCUAUGCUUCUUACUUGCCCGUUCAGCGAAACUGAGCUUGCUUCGGAUCGAUAAUAGUGCCACCGACCGUAUCCAAAUAUCGCCUUCUUCAGUUUCAAAUCAAAUACCCGCCACCGAUGCCGUCUGCAUGAAACGCUUGAACAUGAUUGCUGUGUUGGCGCCCUGUGGCACGUUGAUGCUGUACUCCGGACUGGUUCAGGUUGGCAAAGUACACGUGGCUGGUAUUUUAAGUAGUUUCAUCACAUCGAGCGCGCUGAGUGCAUCUUUCGGAGCAUCCCAAGGCUUUCCGCGGCGCAGCAGUUUACUGCCAACUGUGCCGCCAGCUCAGGCUGAGACUAGGUUUGACGAGGAACUCCACAUGCUUUCUCCGGUUCAACCAUUGCAUUCGACGACAACUAUGUCGCGGUUAAACAACUGUUCAAGCAUACGGGAUGGUUCGGGCAAUCGAUUGACGCUGGUGUUCAACAACGAUAAGAUGUUCCGCAUUUCGCUUCCGAUCAUGAGUGAAUCCAAACUGGUAUCGCGAUGUUUGUUAGCGUUGAGAGAAACUCUUCCCAAACCAUUGGCCUUAGAGCUCAUGAUCCGGUGGUAUGGUACAAAGAAUGCGCCUGGUUCGAAGGACUUUGACGGUAAUCGAGAAUGGGAAGCAUUUGCGGCGAUGGUUUUCCACCAAAUGGGUAGACCGUUUCCGCCUCCCGAUGGCCGUUUGAACAAGUCCAAUUCGAAAUCUUCGCUGGACGAACCGAAAAAAAGGCGCAAAAGUGAAAACUGUCUGGGAACAGACAACGAUUGGGAAUACUUGAUGGAGUAUAGCGGAAAAACGAAAUUGACUGGCAAGCAAGAGGACACAAUCACUCCUGUGGCAUAUAGUUCCAAUAAACCGCUCUUCGGAAACAUUCCCAAUAUUUUGUACACUUUACAUUUGGUGUAUGAAGAUAUGAAGCUUGAACCCUUGCUGCGCAACGAACUUGAAUUACUCGGAGAGUUUUUGUACGAGCUAUCCUCAGAUAUAAAACUGGAAAAGUUUCAUUUGCAUUAUUUUCUUGAUUUUCAACAUUUAGUUGAUAUUCAGUCUUGUUGCUUUGUAAGAGAGGAAGAUAGAGUACGGUUUGUUAAUGUGUCCGAUAUCAAUUUUGAAAGUGUGCCCAAUAUAUUUGCGUACAUCCAUGAGCUGAUCGCAAAUCCAAACAAAUCCGAGCAUUGCAGCUAUCCUUGUAUUGAGCGGAUUAACAAUCGUAGUCGGGACAUAGUACUGAUCGUUGCCUACUUGUAUCGAGUGAAAUGUCUAUCGAAAUGGAUCACGACUCAGUUGAAAAACCUUUCAAUAGAUUUGAAUCUUUCCACUUCGGACGAUGUUGAUCAAAUUAUGGCCAACGUAGUCAUUCAAUUGUUACUCAAACGAGGGUACAAUCGAGCAAAUAUAGAAAAACUUCCAGUAAGUAUUCAUUAUCUGAUCGCGCAAUUCUUGGAAAUCAAUCGCAACAAACCGAUCCAUCUCUACGAAGCCGAAGUCUACGAACUACUUCUUAGACCGGAAUUAUACGCUCACGCCACUUUCGACGUCCAGAAUCAACCAAUGCGAAGCAAGAAACACACAAGCGGCUUGAAGGAACAUUCACUCUCGCUUCGUCGGAAGGUUCAACCAGAAGUGAUACCGAAAAAUGAGACCAAGCAGGAGGAAAAUGGCAUGGAGAACAUCGACACCAAACUGUUGCGAUUGCGUUUUCCCGACGAUUUAAGGAUCAAUGACGUGAAAUCGUUCCUAAACAGCUCUCAGCCAGUUACGAUUGAUAUCGUACAAGCUCCCAACGUUUCGGAUCACGAGUUUAUAGAAGAACAGGAGAAACAAUUGUACGCUUUAUGUAUCCGGACUAUGGCGUUGCCCGUUGGUCGCGGUAUGUUCACCUUAAGGGCCAGUCGUCCGACUGCUACUCAAACUUUACCAAUACCAAAACUUUGUCUAACCGGUAAAGAAAUUCACAGAGGUGCCACCAUCGAGAUUCAGCAACUGGAGGUACCACCAAAUAUGAAUCUCUGGCCUACAUUCCAUAACGGUGUCGCUGCGGGACUGAAAAUAUGCUCGGACACUCCGGACAUCGACUCCACUUGGAUCACGUACAACAAACCGAAAGGAGUGGCCGAUAUCCCAACCGAACAUGCCGGCUUCCUUAUGGCACUUGGUCUCAAUGGGCAUCUGAAGUCGCUCUCGUUCAUGAGUAUUUACGAGUAUCUGGUGAAGUGUGACGAGAUGAUUAGUUUGGGCUUGCUGCUUGGUAUUUCAGCAGCUCAUCGCGGCACGAUGGACACAAAAGCGACGAAAUUAUUGAGUGUUCAUACAGAAGCCCUCUUGCCGCCGACUGCAGUUGAGUUAGACAUCUCGCAAAACAUUCAAGUUGCUUCGUUGAUGGGCAUAGGGCUAGUCUAUCAAGGAACGGCCAAGCGACACAUAGCCGAAGUGCUGCUGCAAGAGAUUGGCAGACCUCCUGGUCCGGAGAUGGAGAACUAUGUCGAGCGAGAAUCCUAUGCUCUGACUGCUGGUCUUGCGCUAGGAUUGGUAACCUUGGAACAAGGGGAAAAGUCAACAGCGUUGCGAGAUCUGGACAUACCGGAUACGUUACACUACUAUAUGGUGGGAGGUAAUCGACGUCCUCUCGUCGGUGCUCAGAAAGAGAAAUACAAACUGCCUUCCUUCCAAAUCAAGGAAGGCGAUACCGUUAACAUUGAUGUAACCGCUCCAGGAGCCACCCUCGCUCUCGGUUUAAUGUACUUCCGCACAGGAAACGAGGCCAUCGCCAAUUGGAUGAAACCUCCGGAUACCACCUAUCUUCUAGAUUUCAUCCGUCCCGACCUGCUGCUGCUACGAAUUGUAGCGAAGAACCUCAUAAUGUGGCACGAAAUUGACGCUUCCACCGAUUGGGUGUACAGCCAAAUCCCACGAGCCCUAUCGGAAUUGAUUAGGAAUCGUCUCCCUACUGAUCACCAAGCCCAACCAACUGAUCACGAAGCGCAAUGUCAGGCCUAUUGUAACAUUGUAUGUGGGGCGGCUAUUUGUAUCGGCCUCAAAUACGCGGGUACUGCCGACGAGCGUGCUUUCACAACGUUGAAUUUCCUAUUGAAGUAUAUUCUUGGUCUAAGUGGCCGUCCCUUCGGAGACUUUGCCGGAAAGCAGACACUUGAAAACUGCACGAUCAUGAUACUACUCUCGCUGUCCCUGGUGCAGGCCGGCACUGGUGAUCUCAAAGUUCUUCGCGCUAUUAGAAUGCUACGUUCCAGAUUUGGACAAUGUCAUGUUACGUAUGGGUCUCACAUGGCAGUACAUAUGGCACUGGGAUUCCUAUUUCUCGGCGCAGGGCGCUAUACUCUGUCACGAUCACCGGAAGCAAUCGCAGCUCUCAUCUGUUCCAUCUUUCCGAAGUUCCCGAUCCACAGCAACGAUAAUCGGUACCACCUACAAGCAUUCCGUCAUCUGUACGUGCUAGCGAUCGAACCGCGUCUCUUUCUGCCGCGAGACAUUGAUACCGGGAAACUUUGCCUGUGCGAAAUAUAUUACUUGGAGAAGGGUAAGACUGAACCAGUCAAGGUGCUGGCGCCAUGUAUGCUUCCGGAGCUACAUACGCUCAGUAAGGUGUAUGUGAGGGAUUCCAACUACUGGCACGUAUAUUUCGAUCAGGAGAACUGGAACAGUCUAGAAAAAAUUCUUAAAGCUAGUGGGUGCAUAGACUUGAAACAGCGCGCCGGUUGCCUAUCCUACUUAGAAGAUCCCAACCGGCUCAAAUCGAUGCUUACGCAAACUCUAACGACGAGCAAAUUCAAUUCUUGGAAAAUAGACGAAAACGGUUUGCUCGCUUUUUCGACGGAUCAAAGGAUCUCGAACAUAGUCAACAAAUUCUUGCUGACUACCGACUACAACGGAAUCGAUGAAAUUGAAACCAUUCCUGCGUCGGAGCGUAGUGUUAUUCAAAUGUUGAUGCUGCAGACUUACGAUUGUCUCACGCAUGAUAAAAUGCAUGGGUUGACAAUAUUUAUGGAUUUAAUGAAUUAUAUUAUAAAUUUUGAUACAUGCUGCAAUGCCUACGAGCUUUGGCAAUUCCGGAUAAUUGCCGCUGUAAUUGCCAAACGUAGAGCCAUCCCUGAGCCCGAUAUGCUGGUAUCGCAAGACAUGCUGCAAUCGUUGAUCGACCGAAUCAGACUGCGAAUGGAGAACAUGUUGAAGGGCAACGGUCACUUGGUCCGCUCGUACGUGGUUGGUGUGGAUUUCGAACGGCCUUUGGCGAAUCUGCUGGCAGAACUGUGCGGCGAAGGACGAAUACGGAUAGCUCGGAUGAUUACCUUCUAUGAUCUUCCGAUUCGGAUUCUUAGCAGCGAUGUGCUAGAACGAAUCAGUCAGACGGAUUACCUGCAGUUUGUGUGCGGUAUGCAAGAACAAUAUCCGGAAUUGUCUACCAGUACAAUCUGUUAUAUGGCGGAAGCCUUAGGACUGAAAUCGGUUCGGGAGAAACUAUGAACAGUAAGUUGAUUUAAUUUGUUUAUUGAUGAGGAUAAUAUGCUUCUGAACAAUUCUUCUAAAAGAUUAUACACAUUUCAGUAGGUGGUUUAUCACAGCUUCCUAAUUUGUUAUAUAUUUGCCUCGUUAGAUUUUUGAGUAAAAUUUGCUCUAAUCCAA